AUGGUGGAAUUCGAGACUAUUAUAAAUCCACCCCAAGAGGUUUUUGACCAACUUGCUCAAUUGACAAGUGAUCCACCGGAGAAUUGGUGUUUUAAAAGUGAAGAUUACGAUCUUUGGAAAACGACCUAUGAUCAACUUUGGUUGGUCACUGUUGUGGAGAAAGGUACCACAAACUUUGUGGCGAGUGUCUCCUUGACUCGUUGGGACGGUCCAGACGGUGCUUUGUACUCUAUUGGAAUGUUUUAUUGCAAAGGAAAAUAUCGUGGUCAGGGAUUUGGAAAACCAAUUUUCCAGAAGGUUUUUGAUAUUAUUGGAGACAACAAUGCGACUCUUACAGGGGCUGUCAAGAUGAGUGCCAAGUACGACAAGGUCUUUGGAUUCAACAAGUGUCCGGAACACUGGCACUGGUUCAGUUCGGUUAAAUGCGCGGAUGUCAAGAUUCCGGACACCGUUUCAAAGGAAUAUUUAACAAAUGACUGGACUGAGGUGGAUUACGAGGCAUUGACUGCAUAUGAUCGGACUAUUUGCACCAGGGACCGGAAGAAAUACAUUACCGCUUGGUUCAACUUGCCUGAAAGUGUCACUAGGGUGGUUCUUAACAAGUCUGGACAAAUCGUGGGGUACGCUACUAUCCGUCCAGUAAUCAACAACCGUCUAAGCCCCGCCCCUUUCUAUGCUGAAAACUUAGAAGCUGCUGAAGUCCUCCUCAAAGACCUCCUGAACUCCAUCCCCAACUGGAGAGAAUACGAAACCUUUGAUUUCACAUAUCCAGGAUGUAACAAGGAUCCAGUGAUUCUUCUGGAAAAGUUCUCCAACUCCAAGGACUCAAUUUCCACGGUGAAAUUCUUCAGAAGUCAAUUUACCAAGAAGCUGAUUGCCACUCCGGACCAGAAGGUUUAUUCGGUGUCGGAUAAUGCUCAUCAGUUUGUGUAA
Messenger RNA from Caenorhabditis briggsae, 933 nucleotides. The record is from RefSeq and is a predicted model, not a curated record. The coding region runs from base 1 to 933 and encodes 310 amino acids. The transcript is spliced from 6 exons. NCBI's taxonomy places the organism in Eukaryota, Metazoa, Nematoda, Chromadorea, Rhabditida, Rhabditidae.